Molecule: messenger RNA, 2530 nt
Organism: Hippocampus zosterae (dwarf seahorse)
Lineage: Eukaryota; Metazoa; Chordata; Actinopteri; Syngnathiformes; Syngnathidae
Gene: cdh16
Product: cadherin 16, KSP-cadherin
Exons: 16
Coding region: 69-2207 (712 amino acids)
Biological process (GO): multicellular organism development; homophilic cell-cell adhesion; calcium-dependent cell-cell adhesion
Cellular component (GO): plasma membrane; catenin complex; adherens junction
Molecular function (GO): calcium ion binding; cadherin binding
Source: RefSeq, a predicted model, not a curated record
UUUUUCCAGCCAAUUUAAACUCUGCUCACACCUCACAAGGGGGGCACACUCGUUUGAAGAAGGGAGUCAUGGAUGACCGCAGAAGUGGACUUCAACUCAUUUUUGCAGUCGCAGUGCUGAUCGAGAUCUUUGGAUCCUGCUUGAGUGCAAAUGUUAAAAUCGGCGUGCCGGAGAACUAUGAUGGCAUUUUCCCCUGGUAUUUAUCCAAGCUCCACAGCCUUCCGGGCAAUUACAGUGACUUGUCGGUGACAGGAGAUGAUGAAGGCAUAUUUGGAGUGGACUCGCAAUUUCUUUAUGCUCUAAAACCACUGGAUCGAGAAAAGCAGCCAUCCUACUCACUGCAGGUGUCCUUCAGAAUGUCAGGGCAGCGCCAAAGCUUCACGGUGGAAGUGUGCGUCAUCGACAAGAACGACAACGUGCCCGCGUUCAUUCAGGAGAGCAUGCGGGGCAGCGUGCAACUGGGCCUUCUCAAAGGGAUACCCUUCAUGCAGGUUGAGGCGCUCGAUCGGGAUGACCGCAACACCGCCCACGCCGAGCUACGUUUCCGCCUAAUGGAGCAGACGCCCAGAAUCCCCUCCCCGCAGAUGUUCUUCAUUGACUCCAUCACCGGAGAGGUUUCCCUCACUGAGGACGGAGCUUCAACACUGGACCCCGAGAUGUGCGGCAGAUAUAAACUAUCAGUGAUGGUAAAGGACAUGGCUGGGAAAUCGAACGCUUUCUUCACCACUGGCAUCGUCACCGUUGAAGUGACGGGCAAUACUUGGGCAUCACCGGAUCCCGUACGAUUGCAGGAGAACCUCCCGGGCCCAUAUCCCAUCGCCAUUUCCCAGGUGAAAUGGAGUGGAAGUCAAGCAGAGUACAGUCUCGAGGGGGAAUUUCCAGAAAUGCUCUUCACCAUCAGCCGAGAAGGAAUCAUUUAUCUCAACGCGCCGCUGGACAGAGAAACGCAAGACCAGUUCCUCAUCAGCAUCGUGGUGGAGCGUCCGGACGGCCAAGAGAUCGCCAAGCCGGUGGAGUUAAGAGUCAUGGUGGGUGACGCCAACGACAACCGACCCACGUUUCCUCAGGCGCAGUACCACACCGUGGUCAAGGAACUGGCUGCUCGAGGAACGGAGAUUUUGACCGUUCAGGCAGCUGAUAAUGACGAUCCCAAGACGGAUAACGUGCGGAUCUUCUACCGCUUGGUUGGCCAAAUCCCAGAGAGUCCCCGCGCUCUGUUCAGAGUGGACCGGGACUCGGGUGUCAUUUCAGUCCAAGCAGACAGCAUGGAGGGAACCGCGCCGCAGUACACGCUCACCAUCACUGCUGAAGACGCAAAAGGUCUGAACAGUUCCUGUACUGUGGUGGUGACAGUGCAAGACGAAAACAACAACGCACCCGUCUUCUCCCAACACGAGUAUGGACCUUUCCACAUCUCUGAGGAUGCUCCAGUAGGCACCACGGUGACAGCUGUGCUGGCAAGCGAUGCUGAUGUUCGAGGAGGUGACAGCUGGCAAGUGAAUUAUCAUUUGGAAUCUGGAAACGAGGAAGAGGUCUUCUCAUUACUGAUGGACAGGCAGACCAACGAGGUUUCACUUGUCCUUUCAAAGGUAAACAGCCCCCCCCCCCGCCUCCCCUUUUCCUUUGCUCAAGGUAACUCUUCCUUAUCCGCCUCGACUUUGGUCACGGUGCAAAUUCUGGAUGUGAAUGACAACAGUCCAGUGUUGGUGGGUGACUAUUCGUGGAAGUACUUAUGUACCCCUCGCUGGGAAGAGCAAGCGCUGGUGCUGGCCUCGCGUGACAGCGACGGGCCGCAGCACGGAGGAAGACUCAACUUCUCGCUAAGGAGCGACGCGACAGUACGACGCAACUGGAAGCUCACGCCCAUCAAUGAUACUCACACGAACCUGUCGUUGAACACGCCAUAUCUGGCCCCCGAGGUUUAUACCGUGCCCUUCACCAUCUCUGACAGUAGCUCUCCUCCAAGGAGCACCUUCAUAAACUUACCAGUGACAGUGUGUCCUUGCAACAUCAGGGGAAGCUGCAAAAUGGCAGCCAAGCAGCUGGAGGGCAUGCCGACCAUCCAGUCUGCGGUGGGCACCCUGCUCGGCACAUUUGCGGUCAUCGGAACCAUCCUCGUUGUCGUAUUUGUGCGACUGUCAUACCAGAACCCCAAACAGCCGGGUAACACGAACCAGGAAAGAGUUCCCUUGAAAAUGUCCAUCUGAACGUGUCCAAUGCGCUGAUGGAACCACUCUGCUUUACUGAAAGUCAUGCUCCAGUUCUAGUUCUGCUGUUGUGUAGAGGAUUUGCUACGUCACAACUAGGUUUAGCUUUUAGGUGGUCUGGUGUUUGAGCUAUGAUGCUAUUUUUUUUGCUGUAUUUCAUGUCAUUUUAGGUGUCGUUGUUUGCACUUGUGCCUUCUUUACACUGCAAAUAUGUCAUAUGUAGGAAUAGCCACGGUUUCUUUUCCCUUUAGUCCUUGCCUUGUGACAUGAAUAGAUUGUUGUAAAACCAUAAUCAGAUUAACAGAGAAUAAGAUUCAACACAA